Rhincodon typus (whale shark) is the source of this 2248-nucleotide messenger RNA. RefSeq names its product F-box/LRR-repeat protein 19. NCBI's taxonomy places the organism in Eukaryota, Metazoa, Chordata, Chondrichthyes, Orectolobiformes, Rhincodontidae. The record is from RefSeq and is a predicted model, not a curated record. Gene Ontology annotation, biological process: protein demethylation; regulation of transcription by RNA polymerase II. The transcript has 10 exons. The coding region runs from base 236 to 2248 and encodes 670 amino acids. Gene Ontology annotation, molecular function: zinc ion binding; histone demethylase activity; transcription coregulator activity.
GAGGGGUAGUGUUGGGUGUGCCUGUGAGGGGUAGUGUUGGGUGUGCCUGUGAGGGGUAGUGGUGGGUGUGCCUGUGAGUGGGCAGGGGCUUAGUGAGGGUGUGGGAGCGUGUGAGGGGGAGGGUGAGCGAGAGUGUGAGGCAGAAGGAGUCAGGGACGGUUAGUGAGUGCGGGUGAGGGACAGAGUGUGAGCCAGGAGAGGGAGCAGGAGAAUGGUUGAGAUCUGGCCCUGAGCCAUGGCGCUGAGCCCUGAGGAUGAGGACGAGCAGGAGAGCGGGCCUCCAGCACCCCCGCCAGCUGCUGGCCCUGGAGGAGGAGGCCAGGCCAAGGGCAAGGCGAAACCCAAAGCCCCAAUGUCCUCCAGCAAGGCGGCGAGUGGGGCACGGCGCCGACGAACUCGCUGUCGCAAGUGCGAUGCCUGCCAGAAGACAGAGUGUGGGGAGUGCCACUUCUGUAAGGACAUGAAGAAAUUCGGGGGGCCCGGACGCAUGAAACAGUCCUGCAUGCUCCGGCAGUGCACAGCGCCUGUACUCCCUCACACGGCCGUCUGCCUGAUGUGUGGGGACGCCGGUAAGGAGGAGUCUGUCGAAGGCGAGGCCGAGAAGUUCAAGCUGUCGCUGAUGGAGUGCACCAUCUGUAAUGAGAUUGUCCACCCGGGCUGCCUGAAGGUCUGCGCGGCGGAUGGAGUCAUUAAUGACGAGAUUCCCAACUGCUGGGAGUGCCCCAAGUGCCAGCUCGAGGGUAAAACUGGCAAGGAGGGGAAGGAGCAGCUGGAGGUGAGUGGGAAGCGCCGAUCAGAUGGUGAGGAGGGGCCUCGCUGGAAGCUGGAGGAGGGCGGCCGGGCCAGGCCUGAGGAUUACGCAGCUGGGCGCAAGAAGAGGAAAGAAAAGGAUGGAGUGCUGGAGGCUGGGCCCAAGAAAAAGAGGCUGAAGAACACCCGGGGGCCAGAGGGCACGGCGCUGAGCACAGAGAGGACCCACCAGCGCGAGAAGCUCGAGCACUUCAAGAGGAUGUGCCAGAUGCUGGAGCGUGUGAACCCGGCCCAGAGCUCCAGCUCUAGCUCCAGCUCGGACUCGGACUCAGACUCCCAGGGUUCGGAGGAAGAGGAGGAGGAAGAGGGAGCGGAGGAAGAGGAGGAGGAGAGCAGCGACGGUGGAGGCGGGGCUUCCGGCACCAACGGCAGCUCCCGUCGGCCACGCGACCAUCGCGUGACAGCAGCCUCCCUGCUGGGCUUCAGCGAGAGUGAGGAGGAGGAACAGGAGGAGGACGAGGGAGCCGAGGAGGAGGAGGAGCUGGCGGAUCACUCCCACCGACCGGCCCCCUACACCGCGUCCCGCAACGGCAAGGCCAAGGGGCGCGAGCCCUGGCAGGGCAAGGAGAACCAGCACGCUGCUCGCCACCCACGGGGCCGGGCCCAGUCCGGCCGCAAACCCCCCAGAACGCCCGGCGCUCCUGGCCUGCGAGUCGCAGCCCGCACCCAGUUCCUCAACCGGCCCCCGGUCUGCUCGCCGCCCCGGCCCCUACUGAUGGAGCGCCAUGUGGUGAAACCGCCUCCUGACAGCCCCGAGCCCGACUCACUGCCCCUGGAGACCGGCGCCGACCAUGUCCUGCAGAGGCACGCCUGGCUCGCUGUCUUCCGUUACCUCAGCCACCGGGACUUGUGCGUCUGCAUGAGGGUGUGCCGUACCCUCAACCGCUGGUGCUGUGAUAAACAAUUAUGGACCAAGAUUGACCUGAGCAGACAGAAAUCGAUCACACCAGCCAUGCUGAGUGGGAUUAUCAGGAGGCAACCCAUUACCCUGGACCUCAGCUGGACCAGUAUCUCUAAGAAACAGCUCAUGUGGCUCAUUAACCGGCUGCAGGGCCUGAAGGAGCUGAUCCUUUCCGGAUGUUCCUGGUCCUCCGUUUCUGCUCUCUGUUCGGCCAGUUGUUCUUGCCUGAGGCUACUCGACCUUCGCUGGGUCGAGGACGUGAAGGACUCACACCUCCGUGAACUCGUCUCCCCUCCGAGUGACACCCGGCCAGGUCAGAACGAGCAUCGAGGGAGGCUGCCAAACCUGUCGGAGCUGCGGCUCGCUGGCCUGGACAUCAAUGAUACGUCACUGCGCCUCCUGGUGCGACACCUCCCACAGCUGACCAGUCUGGAUCUCAGCCACUGCCCGCACGUUGGAGACCAGUCUGUCAACCUACUGACCGCUGCCAACUCCCAACUCCGGGACAAUCUGACUGAGAUCAAUCUGUCGGACUGA